This is a messenger RNA of Choloepus didactylus (southern two-toed sloth), 6875 nucleotides long. RefSeq names its product progestin and adipoQ receptor family member 8 (gene PAQR8). Bases 1237 to 2301 code for a protein of 354 amino acids. The record is from RefSeq and is a predicted model, not a curated record. Gene Ontology annotation, biological process: response to steroid hormone. NCBI's taxonomy places the organism in Eukaryota, Metazoa, Chordata, Mammalia, Pilosa, Megalonychidae. Gene Ontology annotation, cellular component: plasma membrane. The transcript is spliced from 3 exons. Gene Ontology annotation, molecular function: nuclear steroid receptor activity; steroid binding.
GUCAGAGCCGCUCGCGGGAAGCUCGGAGCCCGGGCGCGGGCGCCGCGCGGGCUGGGCCGGCCUGGGCCGGGCGGGGCUGCGCUGGGCUGCCCGCACAGGCUCGGUCGCCGCCCCUGCCGUCUAAUAAAAAAAGAAGCAUAAUAAGCAUGAAUCUCUACUUUGGAAUCAGGAAGGAAUUGUCUUCUGUCUCCUCUUCACCCCUCCAAACAUGAUGGGGAGAUGAACAUCUACAGAUGGAUGGAAACUUUUGCCUCUCCACCACCCUGUCCCCUGGCCAAGGAUUAUGAAGUGAUUCUGGCAGCCAUUCAAAACACACAUGGUGGCUUGUGAAUCUCAGCCCCCAUCUGAAGUUGUAGAAUAAUUGCCAAGGACAGGGGACUAGGUGGGGGAGGAAGAACUGAGUCCCUCUUUUUAGGUCCUUUUUACCCUGACACAAUAAGUAUUGGUUGACUGAAAAAGCACAGCACCAUUCUUGAAAAUUGUCUCCUGCAAUUUUUUGUAACAUUCUUAUCUCCCAAUGUCCAAUUUCUUUUAGCUCUGAAUAAGUUUCUUAUAAAAUUAUUGGCAUAAAUGCUGUAGGAUCUUGGGUAUUUUGACAAUAAAGGAGAAUAUUUUCCUUGAUCUUUAAGCAUAGACAUGACCUAUGGUCAUGUAGCCCCCCAGCUGGUUAUAGAGCUCAGGGUAUCCUCCUGUAUCUCCAUUUCUCCAAACAUAUGAUGUUAAUGAUAGAGAAAGGCUUCUCUAUAUUGCCAUGGUAAAACAGUCAUACGUGAGAAUGUAACAGUCAUAGAAAUACACUAUUGUCAUUAGAUAUGUGUCAAAUGGUGCUAGCAGUACUUUAGUAGCAAAAGAAGAAAAGCUCACGGGACUCAGUAGACAUAUAUUGAGGGUCUACUCUCGGCAGAUAGCUGUGCUAGGUUCUGAAUGGGGAGGAGAGAGAUUUAAUACCACAUGACACAUCCUGGCCCAUGAGUAGCCUAUGGCAUGACAUAGUAUGAGAAACCGCCCAAACAAACUAUAGGACAAAGUCGUAUGCAACAGCAUCAUUUGAGUGAUAAAAAAUGAAGGUUGCAGGAGAGUGGGCAGAGGAAGAUACCUCUUCGAGUGAACUGGAAGGCAUGAGAGCGUCAGCAUCUGAGAGGCGCCUUGAGAGACGGAUGAAGUUUUCUGAGGUUGUACCCCGCUGCCCCCAUCCUGACCAAGCUGUGCAGAAACUUAGCCAAGCCAUCUGCAGCCAUGACGACCGCCAUCUUGGAGCGCCUCAGCACCUUGUCUGUAAGUGGGCAGCAGCUGCGCCGCCUGCCCAGGAUCCUGGAAGAUGGGCUUCCCAAGAUGCCUUGCACGGUCCCAGAGACAGAUGUGCCCCAGCUUUUCCGGGAGCCUUACAUUCACACCGGCUACCGUCCCACAGGCCAUGAGUGGCGCUACUACUUCUUCAGCCUCUUUCAGAAACACAACGAGGUGGUCAAUGUCUGGACCCACUUACUGGCGGCUCUGGCUGUCCUCUUGCGAUUCUGGGCCUUUGCUGAGGCUGAGGCCUUGCCAUGGGCCUCCACCCAUUCCCUGCCCUUGCUCCUCUUUAUCCUGUCCUCAAUCACUUACCUCACAUGCAGCCUUCUGGCCCACCUGCUACAGUCCAAGUCUGAGCUCUCCCACUACACCUUCUACUUUGUGGACUAUGUUGGUGUGAGCGUUUACCAGUAUGGCAGUGCCCUGGCCCACUUCUUCUACAGCUCUGACCAGGCCUGGUACGAGCGGUUCUGGCUUUUCUUCCUGCCAGCGGCUGCCUUCUGUGGCUGGUUGUCUUGUGCUGGCUGUUGCUAUGCCAAGUAUCGUUACCGGAGGCCUUAUCCAGUCAUGAGGAAGAUCUGUCAAGUGGUGCCAGCAGGGCUGGCCUUCAUCCUAGACAUCAGCCCCGUGGCACACCGCGUGGCCCUCUGCCACUUGGCUGGCUGCCAGGAGCAGGCAGCCUGGUACCACACUCUCCAGAUCCUCUUCUUCCUGGUCAGCGCCUACUUCUUCUCCUGCCCCGUGCCUGAGAAGUACUUCCCGGGCUCCUGUGACAUCGUGGGCCAUGGGCAUCAAAUUUUCCACGCCUUUCUGUCCAUCUGCACACUCUCCCAGCUGGAGGCCAUCCUCCUGGACUACCAGGGGCGGCAGGAGAUCUUCCUGCAGCGCCACAGUCCCCUGUCUGUCCACAUGGCUUGCCUCUCCUUCUUCUUCUUGGUGGCCUGCAGUGCUGCCACUGCAGGCCUCCUGAGGCACAAAGUCAAGGCCAAACUGACUAAGAAAGAUUCCUGAGGCUGGCUGGUGGGGCCGUGUGUGGAGAUGGCCGGUUGUGAUUUGGGAAAACAGUACAACAGUUGGAGGUGACUUUUUUGUUUAUAAGGGUUGGCAUUUAAAUUAACACAUAUUUCCAAGGAUAUGCUAUGGCCACAGCAUUGGCGAGCCAAAGGAUUCACGAGUUUUGUUGUUUUUGUUGUUUGUAACAGGACUAUUCCUUUUCCCUCUGGCUCAUAGCCUUACAAGGCAGAAGAAGGGAAAGGACCUCAGCUAAUUAAGAAGAACUAUCUUCAUGCCUAAAAACAUAGCAGAAUCUUGACUGUGGACUUGGGGCAAGUCCUAGAACUGAAGGGAUAAUAAAAUUGGACUGGAAAGUAGGUGGCUGGCCCGUAGCCUAUUGGAAUGGCUGUCCUACUGUUCUCGUCUUUGGUAAUUGAAUAAAUUGGCCCCAAACCUUAUUUCAUUUGCAUUUCAGAUCAUCCAGGGUAGAGAAGUCAGACUCUUCAAGAUGCUUCAGUGAAACCCUGAGGAUGAAUUUUUCAGUUCAUCUGAUUUCUGACCCCUUCUCUCUUAUCCACUGUAACACUGAUCCUUUUCUCAGGAUGACCAUCUGCCUGGCUGUUCUCUCUGAAAUGCUGUUCACUCCCAUCUCUACCUUGCAUGGUAACAUAGAGGACUAAGGAAGUUAUGCUUCCAGGAAAUGCUUGGAUCCCUAUGGACAUUUAGGAAACUUGUUUGCAUAUAAUACUAAUGUAAACAGUACUGGACAGUAUAGUGCCAAGUGCUACCAGGAGCUCCGGCCAACAAGUGUGGAUAUUCUGGUGUCACAGAACCCCUCUCUUUUCCACCUCAGAACUGCUGGGCUUCUUGAGAGCUAUUAGGGCUGCCUUACAUACAGGCCAGGAGAUCUAGAGGCUGCUCUAGCAAAUCUCCAGAUUGUGACCAGCGUGUUUUAAAAGCUCUAGAUAGGAUGAAUUGCAUCUAAGGGUCCCUCUAGGGUUCAAGAGGAACCCAAGAUCCAGCCUCCUCAGUAGUUAAUGCCCCAUGAAGGACCCACAUAACUACCCCAGUUUAGGGUCCUUGAGUAGCAGUUCUGCCUCAGCUUAGAGCAGAACUCCUAAAAUAAUCGAGCUCCAGACAGGUGAGCAUGUGUGCUCACUGUGCAGUGGCCCCUGAAGGCUUCUUUAGGUGAGCACAUUGCUGCCCAGCAGCUUCUGUGAAGUAGAAGGUGUUUGCGAUUGAUGUGUUCUGUCCAUGCCGCCCUCUCCCGUGAGAACUGAACUUCGCACUAACCCAGUGAAGGAGCCUGCAGAGGGAAGGGCCUCCUCAGAGGUAUACAUUUCCUGUCAGUAUAAGGUCCCUGUUUACUGAGAAGGGAAGUGGUUAGUUUUCAUUCCAGUUUGAUAACCUCUUCUGUUACUACGUAGCUCUGUUGUCUUCAAGUCUUUGUUUUCUUCCUCUGAGAGAUUUACGGAGUUUGUGCCUUAUAAAUGGAAAUGUAUGGACAUUUUACUUAAUUUAUGGCCAUGUGGAAUUUUCUUUUUCCAGUCAGGAUAAGAAAAAAACAGUUCAUUGCUUUCUAAGCAAUGAAUGAAGGACACUCCACAAAGCCAGAGUCGCCAGUCAAAAGCCUCUUUCAGCCUGUGUCUGGGCAAAAUGGAAAGCAGCAAAAAACAUAUUCAAUGGAUAUUCUAAAAACAUAUUCCAGCAAACUUUAUCUCAAGAAAGCAUGUAUGUUGUUAGCAACAUUGUUUUCUUUGGAUUUCUCCUGUAACUCCUCAAAUGCCUCUGUGCUUCCUAAGUGUCUUAUACAAGCCUCUGGUGUCUAGGCCAAAUGAGUGGCAAAUAAAGGUCACAAAACUGAACUGGGUUGAACUGGACAAGGGAAAGGUGGGAUUGUGCAGAUGUGUUGCAAGAGGAGGGUCUAUGCAAAAUGGAGCCUAGAAAUUGUUUAAAAAUUUCCUUCUUAUUGUUUCAAAGACUGUUCUUUUGAAAGUUGGAGAGAAGGUAUGAGGGAAUGAGGUAGAGGGUAGAUAGGUAUGAGACGAGCUCUUGAAUAUAACUGUUGUGGUAAUGAUGGAUGGAGAUGUUUAAAUUAACUCCAAGUAUUUUUUAAAAGAGAGAACAAGAGGUAGAACAGUGAUGCUCAAAUAUAGGUUCACAGUCUACACACUGCUAAUGUUCUAUGACAAGAUAAUUUCAGAAAGUGGGACUGAACUUUAAGGCAUUACAUAAAGUUUUCAUUCUUAAUUUACACAAGUAUUGGUCAUAGUAAUUGGAAUUAAAAAAAAACAGUUCUUCACAAAUAUUUGAGAAGCAUUGAGGUAAGGGACUAAGAUAUGCUCUCAAAAUAAAGAGUAUCUAAUUAGAAAUAUAUAAACACAGGAAGCAUAUUUUUAACUGAUCAUACUCUUUAGGGCUUAACAUACCCCCUUUAAAAUAUUUUCCUGAAAACAAGUGUAUCAGUAAGGAAUAGAACUAGUUUAUUUAAAGGAAUAAUUAAGAAUUUGAUAAAGAUGAAGGUUAUCCUGCUCCACCCCAGCAUCUCUAAUAGUUGACAUCUACUGGAUAUUCUGUUGGUCCUUUCUCUCUCUCACACACGAAAGCUUUCAACCUGUUAAAAUGUAAAUGCUCUGGAAAAAAACUAAACUAUCAGUCAUUUACAUCUUCUUGGGAUUAAAAUUUUUGAUGGGUUUGUAUGACGCUCUACCUGGUGUAGGGGGAAGGGAGAGCAGGAUACAGCGAACUGGGGACACCUUUGCCUGUUUCACCUUUACCUAGUGUUUCCUGACCUGUGUUUAUGAACAAGCUAAUGUUAAGCCUCUUCAGAUGCCAGGGUUCCAUUUCCCAGUUCUUCUGGAAGUACGAUAUUCUCAGGAGUCCUCUACUGGAAGCUUGAGUAGGAGAAGCUUAGGCCAUGGAAUGAAGGUAAUUCAUUUCUGCCUGUUGCGCACCUGUUUACAAAUUGUACAUUGAUGCUUGAAAACACUGUUCUUUGGUUGCUGUGCUGUAGUUUCAAACGGAUCCUCCAGAUGGCCCUCGUGUCUUAGAGAAGGGACCGCCGUUAUCCGGAAGGCCUCAACCUCCUAAUUGUGCUGGUCCUAGUGUUUUGUUUGAUUGCUUGGCAACAAAAAAAAUGGAACUGUUUUCUUUUUAUAUAAAUCUACUUACACGAAUGACCAUUAAAUGGAUUUUGAAUAUGGAUUGUUGUAGUGUCAACAGCUUUGAAAAAAGAGCUACCUUAAGGUCUAUCCCAGAGCAAGUUUUAUCAAAGCAAGCAAUGCUAGAAGGAGGUCAGGACACUAUAUCCACUCAGAGAUAGGAAAGCAUGAAAACUUAAAAAAAAAAGUCUCCACGCCCUCUCCUGUCCAAAAUCCCCCAAAUUCAACACGCACUCACUCAUGCACACCAAAUCCUUGAGUAGAUGAACAUAUAGCUCCCCCCCCCCCAAAAAAAACCUAUGGAGUUAAUGUCUCUUGAGGAUUUCUGUUUAGUUGAAUAAAUACCCCUACUCUCCCAGACACUAGUGUUAAAGAUUUCAAAACUUUAAAUUGAUGGACAUUUUAUGGAAUCUCAAAAUUAUGAUAUAGUUCCAUUAUAACAUUGUAAUCUAAUGUAUCUGUUGUGAAAUGUGGCUCUAUCAACCAAAUGAUUUUGUAGCCCUAACUAUUAGAUUUAAAUAGCUGUGGAAAUGGUGAAUCUCUAAGGUACUUCGGCUUCAGACUAUAGUUUCAUAGUAACAGUAAGAAAAGAGGGUUUCUCUGGCUAGAGGCUCCGUUGGUAGAAUUAUGGGAGUCCCUCUUCCCCAAACCCUGUUUACCACAGGCAGGGGCCAAAGGCAGUUUGCAAAUACUUCUGCUGUCACUGUUAAUAGUUUAAGCCACUCUUCACCUAUUGAUGCAGCAAGUUUUUAUUGAGUACCUGUUAGCGACAGGUUCCGUAUUGGAUCUGAGGAUACCAAAGUCAGGAAAAACACAUGGAUCCUGUGUGCAGAGUUUGCAGUCCACUAAGUACCGACUGGCAUCUUCACUCCUUGGGCCACAGAAGGGUCCUUUACUCCAGGUCGUGGUGCCAACGACAGCCAUAGGGCAAGAUGGCCUGGGAAACUCACAGGAAGCUGGUGUCUGCUUUGACCCAGAACCUCCUCCUCUUCCUCCUCCUCAAAAAAAAAUCUUUCUCUCUCCACUCCGGAGGCUGGAAACAUUUACCCACCAGCAAGGCCGUCACCUCAAAGCCACGUCGACUUUCUCGUUACUCCUGCUUCUUCUCCAACCCCCUUCCCACUGCCCUCUGGUUGUCUUAGUUUAGUCCUGAGGAUCCUUGACAGGUCCAGACACAAAGAGAGGACUUGAAUUUUCACUAUGGGUAUAGACAUCCCAGGAAUAUAAAGUCUCACCCCCCAGAAGGGGACAUGGAAUAUUCUGUCUUGAGUAAGGUUCCUGACUUGUUAAUAAUGUUUUUUAAACAGCAUCCACAUCCUGGUGACCGUCCUUUAAAAAAAUAACCACUUUACUCCUUGUGGAAUUUUUAUGGAAAUUACUUAAUAUGGGAGGAAAAUUAUUGCAUUAAAAAGUAAAGUCUUUAAAUACUAA